AUGUGGAAGGUCGACCGGCAUCUUGUCGACCUAGGAUUGAUUUUCAUCUUAAAUCUUGGAAUCCUAGAGCAGACUUGGGCAGCAGAUAAGAUCUUUGUGAGACUGCAGGGCGGGGAUGGAAUAACAACUGGCCGUGUUGAAGUAUCUCGCAAUAAAACUGAUUGGGGUACUGUAUGUGAUGACUUGUGGUCAGACCAGGAUGCACAGGUUGUGUGUCGUCAGCUUGGAUUUCAGUGGGGAACGUCACAUUCCAAUUCCCCGUUCGGAGAGGGCACAGGUGCCAUCUAUCUUGACAAUGUGCAGUGUACAGGGUCAGAGAGAACCCUUGCUGACUGUCAGCACAACGGCUGGGGCAUUAACAAUUGUCGGCACUAUGAAGACGCUGGUGUCUCCUGUUAUGACAAGUCAGUAAGGUUACAGUCACGGGGCCGAACUGAUGUCGGCACUGUUGAAGUUCGUCUGGAUGAUGGCUGGGUUCAGGUGUGUGAUGAUGAAUGGGAUUAUAAUGAUGCCAAAGUUGUAUGUAGACAACUUGGAUACAAAGAUGCCAUGUACCUCAGAGGUUCCAAGCUCGGCAAGAUGUCCACAGACUCUUUAGCAAAUAAGGCAUUAACCCGAUUUAAAUGUCGUAAUGAGAAAAAGCUUAUCAACUGCACACAUGCCCCAACCACAACAAAAUGUGGCACCAUGAACAGAGCAUCGGCGAUAUGUUAUAAUAAAUCCAAAAGUGAUGUUGAUAUGUCGUUCCGGGUAGAUCUGUUGAAUGGUUCUCAGCAUUGGGGAGAGGUGAAUGUUCGCAAACAUGGUAUUUGGGGUCAAGUGUGUUCCACAGGAACUGAAUGGAAUGACCUUGCUGCAAGGGUUGUGUGUCGUGAGCGAGGAUUUCUUGACGGAAAAGCCUACGGAACUGUCAAUGAGACUCUGCGUCCCAUAUGGAUUAGAAAGCUUAACUGUAGUGGGAAGGAAUCCAGUCUAGAAUCUUGUGUGAGCGACUCAGACUCAUGGGGUCGCCCAGUGCAUUCAUGUCGUGCAGCAUAUGCCCUUUGUUUUAAUAAAAGUGUGUCGGUGAGUUUGGCUGGAGGUGGAAGCUAUUUUGGACGUGUAGAGAUCACAUAUGAUGGAGUUACAGGAACAGUGUGUGAUAAGUCCUGGUCAUCUAGUGAUGCCAGGGUGUUGUGCAAGUCUAUGAACUUUGCAGAUGGCGAACCAAUAUCUGAAUCUUACUAUGGGAAAGGCACUGGCCCAAUCAUGAUGAGUGGAUUAGGAUGUUACGGACAAGAGAAAUCUAUACUGCAGUGUAGAAACCAUGGCUGGAAUGUCUACAACAACAGUGACUGUGCAGAUCAUUCUCGUGAUGCUUCUGUCAUCUGCUACAAAAAUGUGAGGCUGUCACGAGGAGAUCAUUCUUACGGAGUAGUUAAGGUCAUGGAUCAGUUCUGGUCUGUUUUAUGUGGAGAAGGAUUUGACUCCAAGGAUGCAAUGGUCAUCUGUAGGCAAUUAGGCUUUACAAAUGGACGAGCCCUUCCACCAGGUUCAUUUGGUACAUUUUACGGACGUUACACAUGGCCAAACCUGAACUGUACAGGAAACGAGACACAGAUUGAAGAUUGUGGAUAUGACCGGUUCCGAGGAUGUCAAAGAGACAACUAUCUAGGAUAUGCUGCUGUGUCCUGUUAUAAUGGAUCCUUAAGUAUCUCCAGUGAGAUGCGUCUAGAGAACAGUUCUGGGAGUGCACCAUCACAAUCAGGUCGCGUUGGCAUAAAACAGUAUGGCAUCUGGGGACGUAUCUGUCCUACCUCGUGGGAUGAUAAAGAUGCUGACGUUGUUUGUCGUUCACUCAAGUUCAGAGGGGGCGUGGCAUUCCAGGAAACUCCAUCAGGAAGCGGACCUUUCUUCAUGGGACAGGUUAACUGUCAUGGAAAUGAGUCAUCAUUGUUUAACUGUUCUAUGGGAGGGGAUGAAUGUGACUCCCAGUAUUCUGGUGCUGCUGGUGUAUUGUGUUACAAAAACACAGCUCCUAAGUUACACUUGGUUGGGGGACUGGACAACUUUGGGCGAUUGGAGAUUGUGAUGGAUGAUCAGCGGGGGUCCAUUUGUGACAUAGGUUGGUCACGAUAUGAUGCUACGGUGGCCUGCAAGCAACUAGGAUUUAGGGAUGGUGAAUACAGGAGAGGUUUAGCUGGACCACCUAUGCCAAAGUUUCUGACAUCAAUGAACUGUUUUGGUGCUGAAAAGAGUAUAUUCAUGUGUAAGAAUCCUGGCUGGAAACGAGGAAUAGAAUCUCGUUGUAAUAAUCCCAACCACAAUGCUGGUGUUUUCUGUUACAACAAUGUGAGAAUCAGUAACGGCGAGAGUCAGGAUCAUGCUACCACUGGACGGGUAGAAAUGUACAACGAUGGCAAAUGGAUCACGGUUUGUGCUGACCAGUUUGACAAGAAUGACGCCAAGGUUGUGUGUAAAGAGCUUGGUUUCCCAUACAGCAAGCCUCUCAUGCCUGGGGCUUUUGGCUCUAAGUAUUAUCUGAACUCCAUCCUACAGCUCAACUGUACUGGUGACGAACAGACCAUAUCCAAAUGUCCUUUCUCAGAGGGCACAUGUCCGAAGAGGUCCUAUAACUAUGCCAGUGUCCUUUGUUCCAAAAACCCAGUCGAUAACAAUGAAGUCAGGAUUAUCCCUGCUGGUGACUUCCCUGCGACAGUAUUAGUAGAAAAACAUGGUAUCAAUGGCACUAUUUGUGCUGAUGGUUGGACAGAAAAAGAUGCCAUGGUGGUAUGUAGACAGAUGGGUUACCAGGGCGGUGCCAUGUUUGGGUCCAGGUACUACAGCUCACGAACACCUAUUUGGAUGUCCAAUGUCAACUGCCUUGGCAAUGAAACCAACAUUAAUCAAUGUCCUUACAACGAGACUGCUGCUCAGACCUCUUGUCGGUCAAACCGUCUGGCAGCUCGAGUCUUCUGUUACAGAAGUUCUGGUUUUCAGAUUCGUUUGGGAGGCUCUGACAACGAGUACAGUGGUCGUGUGGAGAUGGCCUACAAUGGUGAAUGGGGUACAAUCUGUGACUCUUUCUGGAACAACGACAAUGCAAAGGUGGUGUGUCGCCAGCUUGGUUUUGUGGAUGGUGUGGCUCUGUCAUCAGGAACAUUUCCCCCUGGAACCGGGAGGUCAUGGCUGUACUAUGUUCAUUGUACUGGGGAUGAGAAAGCUGUCUGGGGUUGUGGAAGUACGGGAUGGAACGUCACACAUACAUCAUGUCGUACACACAGAUAUGAUGCCAGCGUCUAUUGUACAGGAAAAGUACGACUGGAGCCAAACAUAACCUUCGGUGCAGUGGAAGUGUGGCAGGAUAACGAGUAUGUCUUGGUAUGUGCCGACGACUUUGAUGAUGUUGAUGCUCAAGUUACCUGUCGAAUGCUUGGUUACCAAAACGGUAUCAGUAUCUGUUGUUCUGUAUUUGGAAACAUGAGCAAAUACAAAAUAGCCAUCAACAACGUCCAGUGUAAUGGUCAAGAGGCAUCCAUUCUUCAGUGUAAAUACAGCUAUCGUCUUGACGUGUGUCCAAGUGGGAAAUAUGCCUCAGUUGCCUGCUCCAACACAGCAUCUAGUGGAGAGUAUGACUUGCGUCUUACUGAAGGAGUCAUGGGGGCAGUCGAAGUCCGUCAUCUAGACGUUUGGGGGACAAUAUGUCCUGAAGGAUUUGAUGACCGUGAUGCAAAAGUUUUGUGUCGUGAAUUGAACUAUAGGGAUGGAUUUUCCUACUAUAGACAUGAGUUUAAUUCUGGACCUAGGAAGAGCCUGCCCUGGCUGUCCAAUCUUAACUGCUCUAGUUCAGAGGGAUAUCUCGCCCGAUGUGGUAAUCUCCGCUGGGGAGAUGUUCGAAACUGUUCACUCAAUACCAAAGCAGCAGUGUACUGUACAUCGGAUUCCAAUGUGCCUAUUCGCCUUGUGAAUGGCUCCAACAGUUUGUCUGGUAGAGUGGAGAUUGCCAUCAAUGGAGAAUGGGGUUCAGUCUGUGGAGCCUCCUACUGGGAUGAUAAGGAUGCCUCUGUCCUUUGCCGCAUGAUGAAUCACUCUAGUGGUCGUGCACUUAACUAUGGUCACUAUGGCAGUGGCAAAGGGCCUAUCUGGAUAGGACAUAUGAGGUGUAAGGGGGAUGAGGACUCUAUAUUCCAUUGCCCAAUGAACUUCAAUAGCCGUUACACUCGAGGAGAAAAUUCUGAUCCUUUCUAUCGCAGAUCAUUGGUCAGUAGAUCACUGGUGAUCAGACAAUUUGGCUGUACAUCACAUCACACAGAUGCAGGCGUCCAGUGUUAUGAUACAGUACGACUUGUGGAUUCCCAUGAUGUAUUCUAUGGACGACUAGAACUCUAUGCCAAUAAAUCUUUCCGCAGUGUGUGUGAUGAUGGUUUUACGGAUGUAUCGGCCACCAUUGUGUGUCGACAGUUGGGAUAUAAAUUUGGUCGCAAGCAGUGUUGUUCUGCACUUGGUUCUAUCGCAGCUUCAAACAUAACGAUCAGUAACGUCCAAUGUAAGGGUCAUGAGUCCAAGCUUGACAACUGUGACUAUGAAAUAAGCGAAUGCCCAUCCAAGAACUAUGUGUCUGUAUACUGCUCAGCAAAGGCCAUAAUCCCAUCAACAGCUAUGCAGAUUAGAAUAAGUUCAAGCAAAUACUACGGUUCUCUAGAAGCUAACCUGUAUGGCUUCUGGGGGCCAAUUUGUCGCAAGGACUGGGAUGAUAAAGAUGCUAAUGUAACUUGUAACCAGCUUGGGUUUACUGGAGGCGUUUCUUACCGUGGCACUACCAUCCUGAAAACACCUGUGGCUGUAGGGCGUUUUAACUGUACCGGCAAAGAGGAAAGACUCGAUCACUGCCAAUACAAACUCCUUGGUGAUGAUUUAGGAUGUUCAUCUAAAAUUGUUUUCUACAGGGAGACUGCUGGAGUCUUGUGUUACAGCAACAAAGAGGGUGUGUCCUUCCGUAUCAAGGGUAAGAAGAAUCGUGGCUCAGUAAUGGUGAAAUACAACGGGGAAUGGGGACGAGUCUGUGGGAGGGGCUGGAGUGACAGGGAUGCUUCUGUCUUCUGUAAGCAAAUGAAAUUUGUCGAUGGAAAGGUAGGAAAAAGCAAGACAGAGAAAGGAGAGGGACAUGUCUGGAUGGAUUAUGUGAGCUGUAACGGAGAUGAGAAGUCUCUGCUAGAGUGUAAAGUAAACUGGGACCCGAACUACGCUUCCUGUUAUGAUGCCACUGUCCUAUGUACAGAUUCAGUGCGGUUAGAGAAAGGAGACAUGUUGAGUCAUGGUAUCGUACAAGUGUACAUGGACAAGAUUGAUAAAUGGGGUGUUGUAUGUAAUCAUGACUGGGACAGGCCAGCAAACCUCCGUGUGACCUGCCAACAACUAGGAUUUGAGAAUGGACUGUCCAUCUGUUGUGGAGCCUAUGGAUAUCUUUACUCACAGAGUCUGGCUGAGCGAAUCCAGUGUUUUGGAAAUGAAACCAAACUCCAGGAUUGUAGAUCCGACAAUCCAUAUGGUUCCUGUUCUGUGGACUAUGCUGCUGUUGCCUGUUAUAAUGGCUCCUUAUCCUCUAACUACAGUCUUGGCAUUCAAGGUUCAACCAAAGACAGUUCUACUAAUUCAGGCUCUGUGGAGCUGAAAUUCCUCAACAUCAGUGGUCGUAUAUGUGCUGAUGACUGGGACAACAAUGAUGCCACUGUAGUAUGUAGAGAGCUGGGAUAUAGUAAAGGUAUAGCAUACCAACACAAGGUGCUGUUUGGAAAAGGCAAUCCUAUCUGGGCUUCCUCCGUCAGCUGUAAUGGAUCUGAGUACUUUCUCAAAGACUGUGCUAAUUUCUCACUGGGACAGGUCAAACAAUGUAACUCUAGAAAGGAAGCCGGAAUUCUCUGCUACUCCAACAGAGGUGUGAAUUUCCGUAUCAAUGGUUCAAGGUCGGCAGGCCGUGUGGAGAUUUCUGUUGAUGGAGUGUGGGGAACAAUGUGUGACCGCUACUGGGACAAAGCAGAUGCCACAGCAUUCUGUCGCUAUUUUGGAUUUGCUGCUGGAUUUCCAUACAACACUGAUAAGUACCGUAUAAAAGAAGGCAGGGUGUAUGAACCGGACAUGCACUGUAAUGGGAACGAGAAAUCUCCCCUCGAGUGUGCUCAUGAGGGUUGGAAAGUAGCAGAAUCGGGAAGCUGCAUGUCACAUGAUAAAGAUGCAGUGGUACACUGUUAUAAUACUGUUAAAUUGGAUUCUGGUGUCGGCACUGAUGUCAAGGAUGGACCUGUUCUGUAUUAUCACAACAACACAUGGAAGUUCAUCUGUGACAAGGGUUUUACUGAUAUCUCUGCACGCAAAGUUUGCCAAGAGCUUGGGUUUGUAGAUGGACGAGCUGUUUGCUGCUCUGCCUAUGUCACUGGAUAUCAGAAAAUCCUCGUCAAUUAUUCAUUGUCUUGUAACGGCAAGGAGAACUCCAUUGAGGACUGUUUGAAACCAUCUUCAUGUGGUCCCUAUGACAUGUAUGCCUCAGUCAUAUGUCUUAAUCAGACCGACUUCAACAACUCAUCAAUCCGUAGAGGAGAUAUGAAAAUCAAUCUUGCCAAGACAGAAAAUGGAGCAGUUCACCGAGGACAAAUUGCUGUCCACCAGUUUGGAAGAGAAGGUCGCAUUAUGGCCUCACUCUGGGACGAUAUGGAGGCACGAGUUUUUUGUCGUUCUGCUGGCUUCAGAUAUGGUUUUGCUCAUCCGUAUGCCAAAAGUCGGUUUGAAACUGUAUCACCAUUUUUCCUGAGUAGUUUUAACUGUACUGGCAAUGAAAAAUCCCUGUUAGAAUGUCCAUAUGAAAGUCGUCUUUCCAUGUCAAAUGGGACAAAGGAACACAUGGCUGCUGUUGUCUGUUACAAUGACAGUGGCAUAAAAUACAGAAUCGUUGGACCAAAACCAGGACAAGGUCGGGUAGAGAUGGCCUUCAAUGGCUUAUGGGGGACAGUGUGUGAUGCAUCAUGGGAUGAUCGUGAAGCAGCAGUAUUCUGUCGUGCCAUGAACUUCUCGGAUGGUUAUGCUGUUGGUAAUGCUCAUUACGGGAUGGGCAAGGGACCUAUCUGGAUUAGCCACUUACGUUGUGAUGGCAGUGAGGACAAUUUACAUACCUGUCCACAUCAGGGCUUCAGUGAAGAUAUUGUGACGUCCACCUCUGAUUGGAAAACUUGCAGUUCACACAAAGAUGAUGCAUCAGUAUUUUGUGUAGAUAAGAUUCGUCUAAAUUUAGGAGUGAACGCGUCCAUGGGGGCAGUUCAGAUAUACAGCAACAAGAAAUGGCUCCACAUCUGUGAUGACACGUUCGACAAUGACGAUGCUCAGGUUGUAUGUAGAACUCUAGGCUACAGAGAUGGGGUUUCUGUACCAGGAUCUUCCUUUGGAAAUGUAUCUGAUCCUAUCGGCAUCUCAAACGUUAACUGUGAGGGUCGUGAAGGCAGUUUCUUUGACUGUAGUUUUAUACCAACCGAGCGAUGUCAGAAGAAAACUUAUGCAUCUGUAUACUGUAGCAACCAGUCUAUUGUUAACACAGAUUUUGAAGUGAUGAUAUCUUCUGAUCAUGAGUUCAGUAAGCAACAUGGAGAAAUUCUUGUUAAAUUAAAUGGAAUUUGGGGCAGUGUUUGUUUGAAAGAAUUUGAUGAGAUGGAGGCAAACAUGAUCUGUCAAAAAUUAAACUUCAAAGGUGGUAAGCCAUACUUGGCCAAGGCAAGUAAAACAAAAUAUCCAAUACUGAUGAGUGAGCUGCAGUGUAAAGGGGAUGAGGAAAGCCUGGAUCAGUGCAAAUUUGUGAAGGUUGGACAGAAGAACAGCUGCAACUACGACAGUAAUAAAGCUGGGGUGCUUUGUUUUAAAUCAGAGGAAGGCAUCAAGUACCGACUAAAUGGUGGCAAGGACAGGAGUCAAGGACGAGUGGAGAUCCAGUACGAGGGAGAAUGGGGUGGUGUGUGUAACUUCCUGUGGGACACGCAUGAUGCCAACGUACUCUGUCGUAGUAUGUCAUUCCGAAGUGGCAUAGAAGUAGCUGGUGGCCGAUAUGGCCGUAGUGAAGGACCCGUCUGGUUCACACGUGUUUCCUGUACUGGUAAAGAAAACAGUCUCUUCACCUGUAAUCAUUCUGGAUUCAAUGUGUCAGGGAAGACUGAAAGCACAUAUGAACGGCUAUGUAGGCGUAGAUCCCAUGACGCUGCUGCUCAGUGUUACAACAAAGAUGUAGAUGUGACAGCAAUACGAUUGGCUGAUGGAGGGGACAACUAUGGACGUGUAGAAGUGUACCUCACUGGACCAGAACAGUGGGGUACUGUGUGUGAUGAUUACUUUGAUGACAAAGAUGCUACUGUCAUAUGUCGUCAACUUGGAUUUGCACAAGGAUAUGCCAAGAAAAUGGCAAACUUUGGUCGUGGAGAUGGACCCAUUUGGAUGGACAACCUUGGAUGUUUUGGAAACGAAUCUAAAAUUACAGAUUGUAAACACAAUGGAUUUAAUGUUGAGAACUGUAACCAUGCAGAGGAUGCCAGUGUUAUCUGUAACGGUUCUUUGACUAGUAAACCACUUGUGAAUGUGCUGUCAUCUGACGAGAACUUGGCUUUAGCGGUGACCAUACCUGUGAUCGUGUUACUCCUUCUGUUUGUGGCAGGCUUAGGAUUCUUUUUUUAUAGACAAGUCCAACCUCGUGGAGAAAUAAAAAAAGUCCUUGUAGACAAUGAAACAAUGGAGCCUGGAUCUCAGGCUGCGGCAAGUUCUUCAGCAUCAGCGUCAGCCGAAGGUCAUGUGACAUUUUCAAAACUAAAAGCCCGUUUUACAAAAGCGAAGCCAUCCAUACAAAAUGGUAGCAAGGAGAAAAGUGCCACACCUGUGAAGGGUAUGAGUAAUCCAAAUUAUGAUAACAUGCCGGAUUAUGCAAACAUGGGUGACAUUUCUAUAGAACAUCAAGGAGGUGGCGAGUCAGUGAUGUAGGUGUCAGAUUUUAUUACUACACAUAUGUUACAUAUCAUAAGCCCACCAUGUUCAGCAGAUACCUCAGUCCAUGAUAUACGGUGGUCAAAGGUCCUGCAAUGGUCAGUGAUCAAAGGUCCUACAAUGGUCAGUGAUCAAAGGUCUACAGAUAUGUAGACAGUCCAAAGCUGCCUUAUUAGUAACAGGCUAUUGCUAGGCUAGGUACAUUGAUCACAAAGAUUGAUUAGAGCUAUAUUCUAUUUUUGUAUUUCAAAGAACAAUUUAUUUUUCGUCAAUUGAUAGCCGAACGUUAAUUAUAUGUCAGUUUACGACGACCUUAUCUGUCAGUUCUGUAAAAGUUGAUCAUUUUAUGUGUGAACAUACUUCAUUAUAAUAAGAUCAAUUACACAACCACUAAGUGGAAACAUAAUUUUCACUAAUAUUAAUUUCUUCUGUUGUUCAAGGGAAGCAUUCAAUCCACAAUAAUUAAUGGCCAAAAAUUUUUCCUGAUUUAGUGAAAAAAACUAGCUUUAAUUGGUGCGAACUUUACCAAGUCUACAGUAUGAUAAGUAUGUGAUGUCAUCACCCAUUUAUCCAUUCAUUAUCAUGUGAACUAAUACUAUUUGUGCUUUUAGGGAUCAGAUGGACUGUUAAAAUCUUCAGUCACCCUAUAAUGAUUAAGUGAUAAAAUGAUUGUGUUUGGCCUGAAGCUUGCUGAUAUGAAGGUCCAUCAUUUCUGUCCAAAUGAAUUAUAUUGUCUCACAUUUCUACAAAUGUCUAUAUGCUCAGUAUUCAAGUGAGUAAAAUACAAACUGCAUGGAUCUCGUAAUGACUUUGAAUGUUGUAUCUAGUCUUGGAACUGGUCAUCAAAUGUGGCUGUAAGCAUUUGUAUUAAUCAGCUUGUAAUUUUUUUAACAAACCCCGCCUCCUUCUCCUAUUGUAUGGGGCAUAGUGCCAUGAUACAGACCGUUUAUUGUGAAGUGUUUUGAACACAGAAAAUGUCUACUUUUACCCUGUGUUGACAGUAAAGGUUGUGUAAAACAGUGUAAAAGAUGAUUGUGCUGGAUGUUUAUGAAUGGAUUUUUAUCAUCAGGAUUAAAUGUAUGUUAAUUGUGGAAGAUGUGUUUUAUACUCUACUGCUGUGAUACUGUAGAAAGUUUGGGCUAUAAUCCAGCCGUAGUGUAGUAUGUUUCAUUCUCUUCCAUUCUAUUCUCUUGCUUUUUUAGUGUCAAUUUUAUUUCUGAAUAAUCUAUAUAUCGUUUCCUGGUCUGUAAAAUUAAUACCAUUCCAGUCUUGUACAUAUUUUAUAUUUGAUAACAUUUAAGAAAUAGUCUCGGUCUAAAGGUUUGAUGUGCCUUAAUAAUCAUCACAACAGACUAUGGUUUUGUUUUCUGAAAUGGUGCUUACCCGUAUAUAUAGUCUGUUACUGUGAUCAGUUUCAAUAAGAUACAGAUAUUUUAAUUCCAAUAUUAAUUGCUUGGUAACUUUCAUUCAAUUUACAAAUUUCAGAAUUUCAGAGAUUUUAAAAGUCUCAAAUAUUUCAUAAAACUUUCCAAUUUUCAUAACUAUAAUAAUCAAGGUGGUGUCCAAACUUACAUUUAUAUAUAUCAAUACUGUGAUAUCUUAUGAUUUUAUUAAAUCACUACUGCCCUCCAACAAAACCCAUGUUUUCAUUCUUCAAAUGAUUGAGAAUAAAAUCUGUUUGUAGGUCAGAAGCUGAGAUUUGUUUUCCUUAAUUAAAUGUAACUAUCACAAGUUUUUGUUAUUAGAAAGAUUUAAGAUGACACAUAAUUAAAAACUGUUACUACCUAGCUUUAUUUCUUAUCUAUACCUCACAUCUAGUACUAAUCAUGUUGUGAGUCUGUGAAGCAAUUUGAUUACAGGAAUGUUAAUAACAAAAUUUGAAUAACCACAAAGUUGGUUAAUUUUGUAAUGAUAUAUGUGGAUUCACCAAGAAAUUAUUGAAUUAAAAAACAUUUAAAUUUCUUGAUUGAAAGACAGUAGACCCAUGCUCAAAACAAAUAUACAUGAGGAAGUUUAUUUUGAUUUCAGUUUCAGGCUCAGAAUAAUUUAUGUUAGAUCAAUUAAAAUGAGAAAGUCAUUUUUUCCAACUAGUUGUUUAUAACUUCAUGAAUACAUGUAGUUUUAAGGAAGAAAAUAUAUUACCUUGAACUUGAACUUUAGUCACCAAGACUUAACUUGGGAAGUGUAAUGUUUAUGAUACAUCAAAUUAUAGAUAAACACGAUUUGUAAAACUAGGAAAUACAUAGGUUUAAAUAGUGGUUGUAUGAUUUACCUAUAGAGUGACAGGUCAACUUCUUUAUGCAAUACAUUUGAUCAAAGAAGGAAAGAUAUUAAAAUACAUGUCAUGGUGAUUUGUGGAAAUAUGGUAAUGUAGAGGCAUAAAAAACUGCUGACAGAGGCGAAACAGGAUGUAUUGACAUAUGGCCACCGGGUCAAUUUAUUUUACUUUCAAGAAAUCAUAAAACAUGCUAUAUGUACAUUCUCUCAAUAUGUACUUGACACAACGAAACAUUCCUUCAUUAAAUAUGUAUGUUUUAUAUCAUAAUAAAUA
This is a messenger RNA of Ylistrum balloti, 11536 nucleotides long. RefSeq names its product deleted in malignant brain tumors 1 protein-like. The record is from RefSeq and is a predicted model, not a curated record. The coding region runs from base 1 to 8982 and encodes 2993 amino acids. NCBI's taxonomy places the organism in Eukaryota, Metazoa, Mollusca, Bivalvia, Pectinida, Pectinidae. Gene Ontology annotation, cellular component: membrane. The transcript has 33 exons.